Molecule: messenger RNA, 2976 nt
Organism: Hordeum vulgare subsp. vulgare (domesticated barley)
Lineage: Eukaryota; Viridiplantae; Streptophyta; Magnoliopsida; Poales; Poaceae
Product: putative potassium transporter 8
Exons: 10
Coding region: 257-2620 (787 amino acids)
Biological process (GO): potassium ion transmembrane transport
Cellular component (GO): plasma membrane
Molecular function (GO): potassium ion transmembrane transporter activity
Source: RefSeq, a predicted model, not a curated record
CCCCUCCCCUCCGGGCAGAGGCAGAGGAGGGUGGCUCCACCAUCUUUUUUCACCGUGGCAUGUGCCUUUCGCCUUUUCUGGUCCGCUAGCUGCCGAGCUCUAUCCCCUUCCUCCAGUCCCGUUCAGUCUUCAGCUCAAUCCUUGCACUCUUCCGCUCUUCUACGUUGUUUUGUUUCGAGGAAAUCAGUAAAAGCCAAGUGUUAUGUGCGAAGGAGGCUGAUUGAUUGAUUGAUUGAUUUCUCACGGUCACGGAGCAAUGGAUCUUGAGUUCGGGAGGGGAAUGAGAUCCCCGCAGAGGGACUCAUGGAGGACCACCAUGCUCCUGGCGUACCAGAGCCUCGGGGUGGUGUACGGGGACCUGAGCAUAUCCCCCCUCUACGUCUUCAAGAGCACCUUCGCCGAGGAUAUCCAGCACUCAGACACCAACGAGGAGAUCUUCGGCGUCCUCUCCUUCGUCUUCUGGACGCUCACCCUCAUCCCUCUCAUCAAGUAUGUCUCCAUUGUCCUCAGAGCCGACGACAAUGGCGAGGGAGGGACGUUUGCCCUCUACUCGCUGAUUUGCCGGCAUGCCAAUGUGAGCCUCUUGCCCAACAGGCAGAUUGCGGACGAGGAGCUCUCCACCUACAAGCUGGAGCGCAACCCUGAAACCGUCGACAAGACCCGCGUCAAGGUGUGGCUCGAGAAGCACAAGAACCUGCACACCGCCCUCCUCGUCAUGGUUCUCAUUGGAACCUGCAUGGUCAUUGGGGACGGUGUCCUCACGCCGGCUAUAUCUGUGUUUUCGGCUGUGUCAGGUCUUGAGUUCUCCUUGUCCAAAGAUCACCAUGAAUAUGCCGUCAUUCCAAUAACAUGCGUUAUAUUAGCAUUUCUAUUUGCCCUCCAGCAUUUUGGCACACAUCGAGUCGGAUUUAUAUUUGCCCCGAUAGUUCUAGCCUGGCUAUUCUGCAUGAGUGCUCUUGGUCUCUAUAAUAUCAUACAUUGGAAUCCUCAUGUCUAUCAAGCUCUGAAUCCCUAUUACAUGUUCAAAUUCUUAAAGAAGACUAGGAAAUAUGGCUGGAUGUCACUCGGUGGAAUUUUGCUCUGCAUGACAGGAUCUGAAGCAAUGUUCGCGGAUCUUGGACACUUCUCAUACAGUGCAAUCCAGCUUGCUUUCACUUCCUUAGUUUACCCCGCGUUGAUUCUGGCAUACAUGGGUCAGGCAGCUUACUUGUCAAAGCAUCAUGACUUUUACUCAAACUCUCAAGUUGGAUUUUACAUCGCAGUUCCAGAUAAGGUGAGAUGGCCUGUUCUUGUACUGGCUAUUCUGGCUUCAGUUGUUGGAAGCCAAGCAAUCAUCAGCGGAACAUUCUCAAUAAUCAAUCAGAGUCAGUCCCUAAGCUGCUUCCCUAGGGUAAAAGUUGUACACACAUCUGAGAAAAUUCAUGGCCAGAUAUACAUCCCUGAGAUCAACUGGCUACUCAUGAUCCUCUGCAUUGCUGUGACUGUUGGAUUUAGAGACACUAAGCACAUGGGAAACGCAUCCGGACUAGCAGUGAUCACUGUGAUGCUGGUUACCACAUUCCUGACAUCCCUUGUGAUCAUGGUGUGCUGGCACAAGCCACCCCUGCUUGCCCUGGGCUUCCUCCUCUUCUUCGGUUCCGUCGAGGCGCUCUACUUCUCGGCGUCACUCAUCAAGUUUCUGGAGGGUGCAUGGCUCCCGAUACUCCUGGCCCUCAUUCUCAUGGCCGUCAUGCUUGUGUGGCACAUCACGACCAUCAAGAAGUACGAGUUUGACCUGCAGAACAAGGUGACCCUGGAGUGGCUUCUCGCCCUGGGUGACAAGCUCGGCAUGGUCCGUGUGCCGGGUAUUGGUCUCGUCUACACCGACCUUACGUCGGGCGUCCCCGCCAACUUCUCCCGCUUCGUCACCAACCUCCCGGCGUUCCAUAAGGUCUUGGUCUUCGUGUGCGUCAAGUCAGUCCCGGUGCCGUAUGUGUUCCCUGCCGAGCGGUACCUCGUCGGCCGAGUUGGUCCGCCGGGCCACCGGUCGUAUCGGUGCAUUGUGCGGUAUGGCUACCGUGAUGUUCACCAGGACGUGGACUCGUUCGAGACGGAGCUGAUCGAGAGCCUGGCCAUGUUCAUCAAGCUCAACGCCUCGUACCGGUGCAGCGAGGUCAGCGAGGGCGAGCAGCUGGAGGAGUGGGAGCCGGGGCUGACCGUGAUCGGAAGCAACACGCUCCGAGAUCACGCGAGCUACGACUUGCAGGACAGUGUCCAGCACUCGGCCGCGUCCGUCGAGAUGCGCCCUGCCGCCACCAGCCCUGGUGGCACGGGUUUGGAGCUCGCAGCCGAGUCCAACUCGCCCAAGCAGGUGAGGUUCUUCAUAGAUAACCUGGUGGUGAGCCCGGAGGCGGACAAGCAGGUGGCGGAGGAGCUGGAGGCGCUGGCGGCGGCGAGGGAGGCCGGCACCGCCUUCAUCUUGGGGCACUCACACGUGCAGUCCAAGCCUGGUUCGUCGGUGCUGAAGAAGCUGACGGUGGUCGGGUACAACUUCCUGCGGCGCAACUGCCGUGGCCCGGACGUUGCGCUGCGGGUGCCGCCGGCAUCGCUCCUGGAGGUCGGCAUGGUCUAUGUUCUAUGAAACUUCUUCGUUUUGCCAUGUGUUUAUGAUGAUAGGGUGAGAGUUUCCUGUGUCAUAAAUCUGCCCAUCGACCUGUCCUGCUUGCUAUGUAUUACUAGUAGGUAACUAAACUUGUCAGUGAUGUUGUAAUGCCCCCUCGAUUAUUUUGCAUCCGGCUGUAUAGUUUACAACAAGUAUAGUUUACAACGUCACAUUGUUGCCCCUGCUGCUCAUACACAUUUGGUGUUCUGUCACUUAGGUGCAAAACUACAGAGCACAUGUUCUAUUUUGUUCUGGACUAGUAAGGCUGCGUUUGAUAGCAAAGUAUUAUAUAAAUCAAAGUAUCAAAACUGCAGUAAUUUUGUCUGCAGGUAUGA